AUGUACGGCACCCUCUACUACUUCGAGAACGUCGGCUCCGCGACGUCGCCGAGCUACGCGGCCAGGACCGGCAGCGCGAACCCCUUCGACGGCAUCGACGUCGGUUCCAACAGCGCGCCCGCGCUCGCCGACGUCGACGGCGACGGCGACCUCGACCUCGUCGUGGGCGAAAUGUACGGCGCCCUCUACUACUACGAGAACGUCGGGUCCGCGACGUCGCCGAGCUACGCGGCCAGGACCGGCAGCGCGAACCCCUUCGACGGCAUCGACGUCGGUUCCGACAGCAAGCCCGCGCUCGUCGAUCUCGACGGCGACGGCGACCUCGACCUCGUCGUGGGCACAUACGUCGGCGCCCUCUACUACUACGAGAACGUCGGGUCCGCGGCGUCGCCGAGCUACGCGGCCGUCACCCCCAUCUCCAGCUCCUUCGACAUCAUCGACGUCGGUAGCUGGAGCGCGCCCGCGCUCGUCGACGUCGACGGCGACGGCGACCUCGACCUCGUCGUGGGCGAAUACGACGGCGUCCUCAACUACUACGAGAACAUCCCGGAACCGACGGUGCCGUCGCCGACGACCGCGGCGCCGUCGCCCGGCACCCCCGAGACGACGCCUCCGCCCACGCCGUCGCCGACGACGCCCGCGCCGUCGCCGGGCACCGCGGAUCCCACGCCCUCGCCGACGACGCCCGCGCUGUCGCCGGGCACCGCGGAUCCCACGCCCUCGCCGACGACGCCCGCGCCGUCGCCGGGCACCGCGGAUCCCACGCCCUCGCCGACGACGCCCGCGCCGUCACCGGGCACCGCGGAUCCCACGCCCCCGCCGACGACGCCCGGGCCGUCGCUCGCGUCGCCCGUCCCGACGCCCUGCGACCCGCGCCACGCCGCGUGCGUGGGCGGCGACGGCUGCGGCGCCUUCGAUAGCGAGUCGUCGUGCCUCUACGCCGUGGCGACGGACGGGGCGACGUGCUACUGGCUCGGCGGCUGCGACGACGACGCGUUUCCCCGCGACGACGACGACGGCCCCGACUUUGACCCGACGGCGGCCUGCGGCGGAUUGUCGGGAGACCUCGCGGCCGACACCGUCUUCAACGACCUCUACGCGUGCGUCGUGGCCGCGGGCGUGGACCCGGGCUCCUUCGACGACGACGGCGCCGCCGCGGACGACGGCGCCGCCGGCGGCCUCCCGACGUGCGCGUCGAUGCAGGCCGAGGUCGACGUGGGCUGCGGCCAGGGCGUGCAGUUCGGCCCCUGCGCGUCGGAGUUCGAGGCCUACUACGUCUGCUCCAUGGACUACAUGGCGCUCACGUAUUUGGGCGAGGACUGCGGCUUCGCGUGUCCCUCGAGCCCGCCGCCCCCGUCGCCCCGGCCCACGGCCGCGCCGAUGGCGCCCACCUACGAGGUCGCGGGCACGAUGGCCUUCGCGGGCGUCUCGGUCGAGGACGCGGCCGCGCACGAGGACGUGUUCGUCGCCGCCAUCGCGGGCGUCGCGGGCGUGCCGCCGGAAGACGUGUCGAUUACGUCCUUCGCCGCCGCCGCCCGCCGGCGCCUCGACGAGUGCGAGCCGUGCGACGGCGACGCCGGGUGCGGCAACUUGUACACCGCGGACGACUGCGCGAACGCCGCGGAGGUGCUGGGCGACCCCGGCAAAGUCUGCGCGUGGACGCCGUGCGACGAGGAGGGCGGCGGCGAUACCGCGGCCGUCUCGGUCGCCUACGCGAUCCGGUCCGCGACGGCGGACACGGCCCAGCUCUGCGUCGACGCGCUCGCGGCGGCGACGGGCGACGACGUCGACACGGCCGUGGUCGCCGCCGCCGCGGCGGCGAGCGCCGCCGACGUCUUCGAGAGCGUGACGAUGACCGCAAAGUCGGACGCGACCGCGGCCGCGACGACGACGGAAUCCGACGGCGACGACGACGGCGCGGAGGACGCGGGAUUCCCCGCCGUCGUCGUCGCGGGCGUCGGCGCCGCCGUGCUCGCCCUCCUCGGCGGCCUCGUCGCCUACGUCGGCUGCUCCUCCAAGGGCGCUCCUCGAGGCGCGCUCCGAUGGGUGCAAAAGGGGUUCGCGGGCCGCGGCGGCGUCGCGCGCAUGGCGAAGGCCCAGAUGGCCUUGAGGAGGAUGCCCUGGGGCUUGUUCCUGGGCUCGGUCGUCGUCGCCGCGGCCUGCGUCGCCUACCCGGAGCUGCACCACCUCUACCGCACGGUCAAGUGCGUCGUGCCCGGGGACCGCAUCACAUCCUUCGAGGCGCAGCGCGGCGACGGCGGCUGCUGGGCGGCGUUCAACGUCAGCGUCGGCGACAGCUGGGACGCGGGCGCCGGCGCCGUCGCGGACUGCCUGGGCGCGUGCGGCGGCUGCGGCGCGCUGAGCGCGCGCACGCGCUGGACGGUCCACUGCGCCGAGGACGCGGCCUGCGCCUGGUACGCGCGCACGAGGCGCGGCCGGCGGCCGCGGACGUGCGGCAAGGGAUGGAAGGCGUACUUCCAGGACCUCGUCGUCGUCGGCCUGUUGGGCAAGUGCCAGCUCGAGGCGGCGGACUACAUCCGCGCCUUCGUGCGCCUCCCCGGCGACGCCGAGGCCGGGCCGACGCCGCCGGGCCGCGUCCUCGACGAGCUGCCGUGCGAGUACCCGCUCAACCACCGCUGGAAGGUCAAGCGCGGCAAGAAGGAGACGCUCUACGCCUUCAUCCACAACCAGACGGAGCAGUUCCUGCGGCCCUACGUGGCCGCGGCGGGCGAGGCCCUCGCGCCGGUGACCGGGCCCGUGCGCGCGGCGACGGCCGCGGUCGUCGACAAGCUCCAGCCGACGCGGGCGCCCGCGCGGUCGCCGCGCCAGGUCCCGGCGCCCAUCUACGACAAGCCCCGCGUCUUCGACGACAUAAUGAAGCGCAAGCGGGUCGCAACGCUGGAGCCCGGCGUCUACCGGCGCGAGGCCGAGUUCGCGGACCCGGACGACUUGCAAGCGUUCCGCGUCGUGCGCACGCGCGCGGGCGGGCUCGUCAUCUUCGCGCUGCAGACGCCGCAGCUCACGGAGACGCAGUCGACGACCUACGGCGGCGGCGGCGGCUUCGCGCUGCUGCGCCGGGACUUCGCCGUCCGCGACGGCCGUUCGAUCGUCGACGCGGCGGACCACUCGCGCUGGACGCUCGCCGCGCCGCUCGACGCGUCGUUCUACUUCCGCGGCGACGAUUUCGGCGCGUUCGCGGCCUGCGUGCGGGCGCGCGGCGUCGCCGUGUUCAAACGCGCGCUCUCGGCCGCGGAGGUCGCGGAGGCGCUCGACGGGUGCUGGUCGUGGGUCGAGCGCGCGUCGCCCUGGCGCCGCGGCGACCCGGCGACCUGGAACGCGGAGGGCACGUGCUUCUCCGAGCGGCACGGCGUCUGCUUCGUCGCCGGCCAGUGCGAGGGCAGCUGGGCCGCGCGGUCCGCGCCCGGCGUGCGCGCAUGCUUCGCGGCCGUGUGGGACGGCGCGGACGACCUCAUCGCGUCCAUGGAGCCCCUCAUCCUCUGGCGGCCCUGGCGCGACCCGUCGGACGCCGCGCGCACGGCGGGCGGCUGGCUCCACUACGACGACGACGAGGCGUGCUACGACGGGCGGACGACGGUGCAGGGCCUCGCGGCGCUCACGCGCCACGGCGCCGCCGCGGGCGGCUUCGUCGUCGUCGCCGACGGCGAGGGCGGCGACGACGCACCCGUCUGGCGCCACGUCGCGCUGGACCCGGGCGACCUCGUCUGCUGGACGUCGCCGACGCUCCACGGAAGCGAGCCGGGCUGCGACGCGGCGGCCUUCGACGACGGCCGGCUGCUCCGCGUCGCCACACCCAUCUGCAUGGUCCCGCGCGCCGCGGCGUCGCCCGCCGCGCUCGCGGAGCGGCGGCGCGUGCGCGCGGCCGGCGGCACGACGACGCACCGGCCGCACCGGCCCGACCUGCGCUUCGCCGAGGGCCUGGAUCCGCCCGCGGCGCCGCGGCCGCUGUCGCCGGAGGCGGCGCGCUUGCUUUAAACGUCGCUCUUUCCUC
Aureococcus anophagefferens is the source of this 4009-nucleotide messenger RNA. RefSeq lists its product as hypothetical. The record is from RefSeq and is a predicted model, not a curated record. The coding region runs from base 1 to 3993 and encodes 1330 amino acids. The transcript has 4 exons. Lineage: Eukaryota; Pelagophyceae; Pelagomonadales; Pelagomonadaceae.